Molecule: messenger RNA, 5018 nt
Organism: Schistocerca serialis cubense
Lineage: Eukaryota; Metazoa; Arthropoda; Insecta; Orthoptera; Acrididae
Product: arylsulfatase B-like
Exons: 10
Coding region: 119-1870 (583 amino acids)
Source: RefSeq, a predicted model, not a curated record
GCCGCAGUUCCCGACCACGGACCACGCCAACAGGUGGGUCCCGCAGCCGCUCCUCUGCUCUGCCUCGCCGUGACUCGGCGCGUCUGCAGCUACAGCCCUGAGCGGAGCAGCGAGCGACAUGACGUCCGUUCCCACCGCCUUGCGCGCAUGCGCACUGCUGCUGCUGCUGGCCGCUCGCCUGAGGAUCACCACCGCAUCCGUCCGGCCGCACAUCAUCUUCAUCGUCGCCGACGACCUGGGGUGGAAUGACGUCAGCUUCCACGGCUCGGACCAGAUCCCGACGCCCAACAUCGACGCGCUGGCCUUCAACGGCAUCAUCCUCAACAACCACUACGUGCAGCCCGUCUGCACGCCCACGCGAGCCUCCCUCAUGACGGGCAGGUACCCCAUACACCUCGGCAUGCAGGGGUACCCUCUGAUGGCGGCGGAGCCCCGCGGCAUGCCGGAGGGCAAGAUCCUGCCGCAGUACCUCAAGGACCUGGGCUACGUGACGAGGGCCGUGGGCAAGUGGCACCUGGGCUACUACCGCAAGCAGAUGACGCCCACGUUCCGAGGCUUCGACUCGCACUUCGGCUACUACGGCGGCUUCGUCAGCUACUACGACUACAUCCUGCAGGAUGUCUACAACGGGACGCCGUACAGCGGGUUCGGCCUGCGGCGCAACCUGAGCGUGGCCUGGGACAAGGUGGGCCAGUACGCGACGGACGUGUUCACGGAGGAGGCGGUGAGCGUCAUCGAGCAGCACGACGACCGCGACCCCCUCUUCCUCUACCUGGCGCACGUAGCGCCGCACGCCGGCAACCGUGGGAAGCUGCUGGAGGCGCCGCAGGACGUCAUCAACCGCUUCCCCUACAUCCCGGACCCCGACCGCCGCACAUACGCAGCGAUGAUCGCCAAACUGGACGAGUCCGUGGGGCGCGUGAUGACAGCGCUGCAGGAUCGAGACAUGCUGGACAACUCCAUCGUCGUCUUCAUCUCGGACAACGGCGCGCCCACCAUCGGAACCUACCCCAACUGGGGCUCCAACUGGCCACUCCGAGGGGUGAAAGAGACGCUGUGGGAGGGUUCGGUGAAGGGCGUGGCGCUCAUGUGGAGCAACCUGCUGCACCAGACGCCACGUGUCUCCCAUCAGCUUAUGCACGUGUCCGACUGGCUGCCCACCCUGUACUCCGCCGCUGGCGGUAACACGCUGGACCUCGCGAGGAACAUGGACGGCGUGGACCAGUGGGAAAGCCUGCUGUACAACCUGGUCUCGCGGCGCGACGAGGUGCUCAUCAACAUCGACGAGAAGACGCGCAACGCCGCCAUCCGGCUGCACAACUGGAAGCUCGUCAUAGGUACGACGCGCGGCGGCCGCUACGACGGUUACUUCGGGGCGAGCGGCCGCGAGGACCCGGCCACGCCCCCAUACAACGCGACGGCGGUGGUGGCGAGCCCGGCGGGCGCGGCGCUGGCGCACGCCAUGCAGGUGCGCUACCGCCGGCCCACGCGCGAGGACGUCAUCGCGACGCUGCGUGCCUCGGCGACCGUGCGCUGCGAGCCCAACUCCACCUUCAACGCGCCGCCCUGCAACCCCGCCCAGUCCGGCGAGCCCUGUCUGUACGACGUGGCGAGCGACCCGUGCGAGCUGAACAACCUGGCGCGCACGUACGACAACGUGGCGCUGCACCUGCGGCAGCAGCUGGUGCGCAGGCGCGCCGGCCUCGUGCCACAGGCCAACCUACCGGUGGACGCGGCAGGCGCCGACCCGCGCCGCUGGAACUUCACCUGGAUCCCAUGGGGCGAGUGCUCGCCGCCGCCGGGAGACCCCCAGCUGUGCGUGCCCACGCCGCUGCCCAACCGGCCCUCCGACUACCCGGUCUCGUCGUAGCCGCAGAGUGGGGGACCUCCCGGCUCAGAACUCAGCCGUCCAACACACCGACAGUGGCCUCAGUGUGGUGGGAAAAGCCAACAGACAUUUGGAACGAUCCAUUCACGACAGUCAAGGUUCAAAAUCCAACUCUCCGUGGAAGUGAAUGUCGCUUGAUCUACUCCAAUCGGAUGUUCAAUCCGAUUUCUCAUCACUUGUCUGAAUCACUCUCGGUCGACAUCUACAUUUAGCAUCUGUGUAAAAAAAUUUGUAAGCUGGCAAUCUAGAGCUCUACUUGCCUCACCAGCGAGAGCCCUGUCCAGCAAGUGUCUUGUAUAUCUGUAAACAGUACAGUUACUUGACCGUCAAGCAUUUGAAAACGUAGUUCUAAGCUUACAAUGCUAGGCUCAUUCCUACACAUAUCAAGCGGCUUCAUAAUUAAGAUGCCGAAACACUCAGUCAACUUGUCCUUACUCAUCAGGGAACUGUUGUUUGUGUUUCAUUUUCAUUUAACACACUGUUCGCUCCUGGAACUGCGUGUUUCUCAUUUAGGCAACCAGUAGCUUAUCGUUCUUUUCUCGUGGACUGACAUCCACUAUAAUUUCAGUAUUAUAUUUUAUAUCUAUAUUGUAAAUGUUAAUGUAGCAGCAUGUUAUGGAUUUGUAAGUUUGUUUCAUUGAUACUCGCCAAUUAGCUGCUUAUGUUGAUACGUACUUACCUGUACACAGUUCGUAAUAUCAUCUGACACAAUAGUGCGCUGGUAUAUUUCGAUUUUCGCCAGUUUUCUUCAUUUCGUAUACACGUAGAUUCAGAGAGCUCCAAAGCAGUCUCACGUAAGUCGAACACUAAAAAGUACUCUUGUUGCAACAUAUUCACAUCUCAGGGGUAUGUUUUUGUCGCCUUCUGGCACAACCACUGUAGUCUGUCAGUCUUCCAGCUAUGAACAUCGAUGUCCAGUAGGAAAUAUGUACCUGAAGCUUGUUGCAAGCCUUGCCGUCCGGUACUUGGCAUGGCACGAAAGCGGAUGUUUAUCAGAAACGAAAGUGGAAUGCUGUUUCAGUAAAUGGGCACAUUAGCACCGUUUCCAGGUGACUAUGACUGCUUUACAUCUCGAUCUCCAUCUCGCAAAGAAUAUUUCUGCUCCUCUUGUCACCAUUCCUAAUUUUACUUUUUGAAUUACGGUUCCAAGGAUAUUUCCAUUCCAGCAAAUCAGAAAUUUAUUUGACAGUUUCAGUCUCUCCUCAACAAUCAUUACACAGUUGUCUUCACAUUUUGAGUUCUUUUUCCUGUACCCAGUGUUCUUCAUUCUCUGACUCCUCUUCCCCACUCUUCUUGCGAAAGUACUCGUUGUCAUCUUCUUUAAUCCUCGUCUGACAGAAGCAGAGCCUCUCCUUUCUUUACUGUAGAUCUCUAAUUCUUUUAAUGACCCCACACGCUUCCCUAGAUCUCGAUGUAUUUCUUUCACCCAUGUGACUUGCGUCUUCCGGCUCUUCUGGAAAGUCAAUAUUUUGUUUGCAGCUCAUUCCGGACUCUAUCUUGCAAUGGGUCUAUGAAAAACCCUACAACUUGUCUUUAUUGUGGUAAAUAUUUUCUUCAAGCUUUGUUUUUUCUCGCAGUUGCCUUUUGUAUAUGUGUAUAAAUGUCCACUUUUACUAUGGUAGCUUAUUUAGAGUUGUCCAAUAGUGAUUUGGAUUUUUAAGUAUCCAGGCCUGGUAUCUCCGUAUUUUUGGCUCUGUCUCCACUGCUCCCUUUUCAUUUAUAUUUGGGAUUCAGAAUAUCAACUCGGUAUUUAAACUUUUAUGAUCCUUGGAUGUCAGCAUACAUUACCUUCAGUGACUGCGUUGCACCUUUCGCAUCUACAAUCAUGAACUCUGUUCAACAACAAAAAAUGUAAUCAUGCCGUACACACCGUCUGUUUUGUGAUUUCUAUUUGUUAAGUUUCAAUAUUCACUAACGCGAAAAAAAUGCUAACUCCUGCUCAUUCCGAAAAAUUUGUAAAUGCCAUUGCCAUGCAGCGCCGCAAAAUUCUAAAGCAUUUGGGUCCAAUGAGGAAUGACUUUCACUGCCACACUUCUUUUUAAAAUUCUGCUGAAGUAUUUUCCUGAUUUUCUUCGCUUUCAUAACUGCUAUGUUGCUUUCUUCCCAGUCUUUUAACCUUUUUUCUCCUUUUUCUGAAUUGGCGAUUCAACGUUAGACUUUAUUGUCUUCUUCAUGCAUUGCAAGCGACGGUACUACGCAUAUGUGCCCGUUGCGUAUACAUCACUCGCGGUACCUGAUGAACACCACUUCGUCAGUCGCCAAAAGACUGUGUAUGAAAAGUGUAAUUCUCAACGCAGCUGAUCACCCCAAAAUAUUCGUCCUGUCAGUCACACUGGGAAAAUGUUCGCAAGCACAGUACUUACAUCUUAAAGAGAGGUAUUCUAAGUAGGCGAUAGUGAAAAUCAAAAGAGGUUACGCUUUUCACUCUGAGAACAUGACUGAUCGUGGAGACGGUAUCUUCUGUAAGACUUAUUUAAAUUCGUCUCUCCUCGCUUCCGCUACUGUAAGCAAUAUUCAGAAUUUCAUUUUCAGGUAUAGUAAGAUAAAACAGUGGAAGAAGUACUCUCGGCUGUCUCUAAAUUCUGGAACUUCCGUCGGAGCUUAAUAAAGACAUUUCCUCACCUCAUGAUCUCAGCAUAAAAUACUUGCUUGCACAUUGUUGCGCUGCUCAGUGAUGAAGAGGCUGGUACGAAGAAGCAAUUCAUUUACAUCUACAUUUAUACUCCCCAAGCCACCCAACGGUGUGUGGCGGAGGGUACUUUACGUGCCACUGUCAUUACCUCCCUUUCCUGUUCCAGUCGCGUAUGGUUCGCGGGAAGAACGACUGCCGGAAAGCCUCCGUGCGCGCUAGAAUCUCUCUAAUUUCGUGACGGACUGCAUCAAACCAAUCAGAAGACUGAUGACUUUAAAAAAGUAUUGUUGUAAUUUCUGUCCGUUCAUUGGUUCUUAAUAUUAGUUGCACGAGCAGCUGCUGCAAUUCCAUUAGUGUUUGUACUUAAUAGAACAUAUAAUGUGUCAACUUGAUUCUAUUGUCGUAAAACGAUCAUAUGGACUAUUACUUUUUGUCCUGCCGGUUAAUAUUGCUUUAAUACUGUUAAGAAACUCUAUCAACGUAUAUUAUAUAUUAAUU